Messenger RNA from Phytophthora infestans T30-4, 1383 nucleotides. Its product is annotated as mitogen activated protein kinase 7. The transcript is spliced from 3 exons. The record is from RefSeq and is a predicted model, not a curated record. Bases 1 to 1383 code for a protein of 460 amino acids. Lineage: Eukaryota; Oomycota; Peronosporomycetes; Peronosporales; Peronosporaceae. Gene Ontology annotation, molecular function: protein serine/threonine kinase activity; ATP binding. Gene Ontology annotation, cellular component: cytoplasm; nucleus. Gene Ontology annotation, biological process: protein phosphorylation; intracellular signal transduction.
AUGAACCGCUACAAAGUCACCAAGCAGCUCGGCGACGGUACCUAUGGGUCCGUGCUCAAAGCCGUGAAUCGUCAGUCGGGAGAAGUGGUGGCGGUUAAGCGGAUGAAGAAAAAGUUUUACUCGUGGGAAGAGUGUAUGCAACUGCGAGAAGUUAACUCGCUGAAGAAGCUAAAUCACCCCAACAUUAUUAAGCUCAAGGAGGUGAUCCGUGAGAAUGACGAGCUUUACUUCGUCUUCGAGUACAUGGAGUGCAAUCUGUACGAUACAAUGAAGAAGCGAGAUCGGCAUUUCCCAGAGUCCAAAAUACGCAACCUCAUGUACCAGAUGCUUCAAGGGCUGGCUUUCAUGCACAAGCACAGCUUCUUCCAUCGAGAUAUUAAGCCUGAGAACAUGUUAGUCAAAGGAGACACCGUCAAAGUCGCAGAUUUUGGGCUAGCGAGAGAGAUCCGAUCAAGACCGCCAUUCACCGAUUACGUAUCGACCCGGUGGUACCGUGCGCCAGAAGUUCUACUACGCUCAACAACUUACAACUCACCGAUUGACGCUUGGGCCAUGGGCUGCAUCAUGGCCGAGAUGUUCACACUACGCCCGUUAUUUCCGGGCAGCAGUGAAGGCGACCAACUCUAUAAAAUUUGCUCCGUAUUGGGGAAUCCAACGCACAGUACGUGGCCGGAAGGUAUGAAACUUGCUGCGCAAAUGAACUACCGAUUCCCGCAGUUCGUACCGACAUCUCUAGCACAGUUGAUUCCUCAUGCGAGCCCCGAAGCGCUCCAGCUAAUGACGGAUCUGCUUAAAUUCGACCCGAACCAGCGACCCACAUCAAGUCAGGCUCUGCAAUAUCCGUUCUUCCAGGUAAACGUGAACGUGGCCACACCGUUGACAGUAUCAACCCCUAGCGGCAACAGUCAACAACAAUACGAACGUGCAGAGUCGACAGAGAAGCUGGCAACAUUCACUCCCCCGCAGAAAUCGGCAGGAAGCCAACGAAGCGGCAGUGGACAGUAUGGACGGAAUCAGCAGCCAGCAGUGGACAUGGCUGCAUAUAGCAGUUUGCGACAACAGGCAGCUGUCGUAUCAGCGUCGUCUUAUGGAAUUCCGCGGGUACCUCAGCGUAACGCGAUGGCGGCAGCAGGCAAUAGUGUGCUUACAGGUGGAACCCCAACCGGUCUAGGUCUAGACAGUGGCAACAUGGAAGGCAGUCGCUACACACGACAAGCAAGAUACGCUCCAGGAAUGUCAUAUCGAGGAGAAAGCGACGGAGCGAAAUAUUCAGGUGGAAGACCGCCGUAUGUGCCCGGUGGACUCCCGUUAGGCUCCACGGCUGCUGUAGGGGGCGGCGUCGGCGGGACAGGCUUAAGUGGCUAUAGCAGACACAAAUAUUGA